AUGAUAGAUUCUUUCCAUUGUUUGGGAAUUUUACCAUUGUCUAGUGAUGUUCUGAAUAGUUCGCUUAUACCUUCCGAUGAGGUUGAAUUUUUUGCUGGGGAAUUUUUGAGUGCGUUAGCCACUGUUAUAAUAUCAAAGUUUACAUCAUUUAGAUUAUGGUUAGAAUAUUUGGGAAGUGUAGGAGGAUCUCUGGAGGGAACAUUCUCAAAGUAUUUUGAGAACAUAUUUCCAAAAAUAUAACAUUUAUCAGCUUCCUCAGUAAUAAUUCUGUUAUCUAUUUCAAGAGUUGGGAUUGGAUCAUUAUUUUUUGUACGGUGUUUUAUAAAUUUAUGAAGUUUAUUAUAAUCUGAAACUAUACCCCUUAUUUUUUGACUGUGGAAUUGGUUAAUAAUGAAUUUGGUGGUUUUACAGAUAUCUUGAUAUUGUUUUUUUAGUUUAAUGUUAUAGUUAUUUGCUUUCAUACGGCGGAAAAUUAAUAGUUUCUUGUUAAUUAAACUACUAAUAUAUCUUGGAUAUUUAAUUCUUUUAUUUUCAGGUGUGGUUGAAAUUGUUUUAUUAGGAAUACUCAGAUCGAUCUGGUUUUUGAGGGUAUUUAGGAAUUCAGAAUAUUUUGAAUCAAUUGUAUAGAAAUUAUUAAGAUGACAGAAAUUGGUAUAGUUUAAUGCGUUUCUUAGUUUAUCAAUAUUUUUAUUGGACAUGUCUCGGAUUUGGAUUGGUUUAUUAUUUUGAGGAAUAGAGUUUAGCUGAAAAUGUAUUGAAAAGUGAUCAGAUAUGCCAUCCUUGACCUCAUAGUUGGCGAAAAGAGUGGUAUUAUUUGUUAGUAAGAGAUCAAGGAUGGAACCUGAUUGGUGAGUUGGUUCUAAAAUGAGUUGAUUAAAAAGGAAAUUAUGACAGAAAUCAAUAAUCGAACUGUCUGUGUUGGUAGGAUUAUUAGGGUUAUUCCAAUCUAUUCCCGGUAAAUUAAAAUCACCACAUAUAAUGAAAUCUUCCUGAUGGAAUUUUGAGAGUUUGGUAAAUAUUUUUUCAGUGUGGAGUUUCUUUGUGUUUGGUGGUCGAUAUAUAAGUCCAAAUCGAAUGGACUUUUUGUUUUUUGGAAAAUAAUCGAUAAUUAGCAGGUCUAUUCCGUAAAAUGAUGUAGAGGAGACUAGAUUACAAUUAAAUUUGGAUUUAGCUAGGAAUGCAAUCCCAC
This is a messenger RNA of Meloidogyne enterolobii, 1189 nucleotides long. NCBI's taxonomy places the organism in Eukaryota, Metazoa, Nematoda, Chromadorea, Rhabditida, Meloidogynidae. The record is from the annotation of a GenBank genome assembly.